AUGACCUACAGCAUAUCUGCGUGGGGCAUUGUUGUAGAGUCACUGUUCAUCACAGACAUCAUUUUCAGUUUUCGCACAGCUUUCAUCGACAAGUCAGGGCAGGUGAUCGCUGAUGGUCGACAGAUAUGCAUCUGUUACCUGAAGACGUGGUUCACAGUUGACCUGAUCACAUCACUGCCUUUCGACCUGCUUACGUUUACCCUUGACGUGAAACUUGUCCAGAUGAUUAAAGCUGUGCGUCUGCUUCGUUUGCUGAAGCUUGGGCAGAAGAUGGACCGCUACACUCAGUAUACCUCAGGGGUCCUGAUCCUGCUCAUGUCCGUGUUUCUUGUUGUGGCCCACUGGAUGUCUUGCAUCUGGUAUGUUAUUGGCCAGAUGGAGAUGAACUGGGAUGUUGGAUGGCUUCGCAGGCUGGGGAAUGAUAUAAAUAUGCCGUACCAUGCAGUGGGAGCUGUAAAUGCGCCCAGCGGUGGUCCCCCCAUCCACAGCGUCUACAUCACAUCACUCUACUUCACCCUCACCAGUCUUACCAGAGUGGGCUUCGGCAAUGUGUCACCAAACACUGACGCAGAAAAGAUCUUCUGUAUUUGCAUCAUGGUAUUAGGAGCACUGAUGUAUGCUGUGGUUUUUGGCAGUGUGACAACCAUCCUCCAGGGGAUGUACUCCCACCUUUCCCCUCGUCGCACAAGAACCGAUGACCUGCCAGCUUCCCUCAGGCAGAAACUGUUGGAGCACAUUCAGAUAACUAUCAACAAUUGUCUUGACAUUAUUGAGGACCAGAAGAAAGAUUAA
This is a messenger RNA of Melanotaenia boesemani (Boeseman's rainbowfish), 792 nucleotides long. Its product is annotated as potassium voltage-gated channel subfamily H member 8-like. The coding region runs from base 1 to 792 and encodes 263 amino acids. Gene Ontology annotation, biological process: regulation of membrane potential; potassium ion transmembrane transport. The record is from RefSeq and is a predicted model, not a curated record. Gene Ontology annotation, molecular function: voltage-gated potassium channel activity. Gene Ontology annotation, cellular component: membrane. The transcript has 6 exons. Lineage: Eukaryota; Metazoa; Chordata; Actinopteri; Atheriniformes; Melanotaeniidae.